CAUGCUCUUUUCCUCCAUACAGGCAUCUUUGCUUACCUGAACUACCAUGUUCCCCGGACAAGACGGGAGAUCCUGGAGACCCUUAUCAAAGGGCUCCAGCGGCUGGAGUACAGAGGCUAUGACUCUGCAGGUGUGGGAAUCGAUGGUGGAAACGACAAAGACUGGGAAGCUAAUGCUUGCAAAAUCGAGCUUAUCAAACAGAAGGGGAAAGUGAAGGCUCUGGACGAGGAGGUUCACAAGCAACAGGACAUGGACCUCGACAUCGAGUUUGAUGUACACCUUGGAAUCGCCCACACCCGCUGGGCUACCCACGGCGAGCCCAGUCCUGUCAACAGCCACCCCCAGCGCUCGGAUAAGAACAACGAGUUCAUUGUCAUCCACAACGGCAUCAUCACCAACUACAAGGACCUGCGGAAAUUCCUGGAGAGCAAAGGCUACGACUUCGAGUCGGAGACGGACACGGAGAGCAUCGCCAAACUGGUCAAGUACAUGUACGACAACCGGGACAGCGACGACAUCAGCUUCACCACCCUGGUGGAGAGGGUCAUCCAGCAGCUGGAAGGUGCUUUCGCCCUGGUGUUCAAAAGUGUUCAUUAUCCUGGCCAGGCCGUCGGUACCAGGCGAGGCAGCCCCCUGCUCAUCGGAGUGCGCAGCGAGCACAAGCUCUCCACCGACCACAUCCCCAUUCUCUACCGCACGGCUGUACAAUCUAUGGAUCAUUCUUUUGAUGGAAUAUCCAUAAAAAUGGAGGAAGGCAAAGACAAGAAGGGAAGUUGCAACCUGUCUCGCGUUGACAGCACCACCUGCCUUUUCCCUGUCGAGGAGAAAGCCGUGGAGUACUACUUUGCUUCUGAUGCCAGCGCUGUCAUUGAGCAUACCAACAGAGUGAUUUUCCUUGAAGAUGAUGAUGUAGCAGCUGUGGUCGACGGCCGUCUCUCCAUCCACCGGAUUAAGCGCACAGCAGGAGAUCACCCCGGACGUGCCGUCCAGACCCUGCAGAUGGAACUCCAGCAAAUCAUGAAGGGUAACUUCAGCUCAUUUAUGCAGAAGGAAAUUUUUGAACAGCCAGAAUCCGUUGUGAAUACAAUGAGAGGAAGGGUCAACUUCGAUGACUACACGGUAAAUCUCGGUGGGUUGAAGGAUCACAUUAAGGAGAUCCAGAGGUGUCGUCGUUUAAUCCUUAUUGCUUGUGGGACAAGUUAUCAUGCCGGAGUCGCAACCCGCCAGGUUCUGGAAGAACUGACUGAAUUACCUGUUAUGGUUGAACUGGCAAGUGACUUCUUGGACAGAAACACCCCUGUCUUCAGAGACGAUGUUUGCUUUUUCAUCAGCCAGUCAGGUGAGACAGCAGAUACCUUGAUGGGUCUCCGGUACUGCAAAGAGAGAGGAGCCUUAACUGUAGGAAUAACUAACACAGUCGGGAGCUCGAUAUCUCGAGAGACAGACUGUGGAGUCCAUAUCAAUGCAGGACCAGAGAUUGGGGUGGCCAGUACCAAGGCCUACACCAGCCAGUUUGUCUCGUUGGUGAUGUUUGCUCUGAUGAUGUGCGAUGACAGAAUUUCCAUGCAGGAAAGGCGCAAGGAAAUCAUGCGGGGUCUGAAGGGGCUGCCAGACCUAAUUAAAGAAGUGCUGAGUAUGGAUGAUGAGAUCCAGAAGCUGGCCACGGAGCUGUACCAUCAGAAGUCUGUUCUCAUCAUGGGCCGUGGCUACCAUUAUGCUACAUGUCUUGAGGGAGCUUUGAAAAUCAAAGAAAUUACCUACAUGCACUCCGAAGGGAUACUGGCGGGUGAGCUGAAGCACGGCCCUCUCGCCCUGGUGGACAAACUCAUGCCCGUCAUCAUGAUCAUCAUGAGAGACCACACCUACGCCAAGUGCCAGAACGCUCUCCAGCAGGUCAUCGCACGGCAAGGGCGACCCGUUGUGAUUUGUGAUAAGGAAGACAUCGAGACAAUUAAGAACAAUAAGAGAACAAUCAAAGUCCCCCAUUCAGUGGACUGUCUGCAGGGGAUCCUGAGUGUUAUCCCCCUCCAGCUGCUGGCUUUCCAUCUCGCAGUUCUCAGAGGAUACGAUGUUGAUUUUCCAAGAAAUCUGGCCAAGGCCGUAACUGUAGAGUGAAAGAUCAUCUGAAUCAUAGGGGCAAAGGGGAAUUAAAUGAAAGACUUUUUUUGGUACCAAAAUAACUUGAUUUUAAAGUCCCCUAGGUAAAUCUUAUUUUGGUAAAUCAUUGUUUGUGUAUAAGAUCACCAUAAUUCCAUUACAUUAGUGAUUGUCAAAUUGAUUCCACAUGCUGUGUCAAUAGCUUUGGGUUUUUUUGAACACUAGGCUUCCAUGAAAGAUACUAAAUGGUUUUCUUUAAGGAUUACCGACUCUUCUAGGUAAGGGGCCCUCCACUUUACUUUAAGAAAUGUCAUUGUUUCUUAUCCAGUGUGGCUCAUUCCAAUUGUUGAUGAGAAACCGUAGGAUGAAUUACCUGCCAUGCUCUCAGGCAGUGAAGCAGGGCACCAGAACAUACAACUGGAACAAGAGCUGCUACUGGUCAUGCCUGUGCAGAUGUUUUAACAGUGAAGGAAACUGCAAACAAGCAUUUGGGGUCAGAUUCUGCCUCGUGUACAAAAGGGAAUUCAACCAACCUGUCACAGCAUCCUCGACGAUAGGCACAUGGGGAAUGUGCUAAGAAAAUACCGUUGCUUCAGAAGGAUUUUAUCGAUGCCAAAUACCUCGCAAGUGACAAUCGUGUGCUGGGGGCCACCAGGCAGGGUGUAACACCAGUGUGUACUGGUGUCUGUGCCCACCAGGGCUGUGGAUUCACUGGCACCUUGGCGUGUGAGCGGCCGCAGAAGCCGAGUCCCCGCUCGGGAUGGUGCUCCCAGAGUUGGGGGAAAGAGGCACGUGAAGAGUUUGUGCUGAGGGUUUGUUGUUGCUGUUGAGGUUUGGUUUUUUUUUUAACCAAGUAGAGGUUAGUUUUUAACCAAAAUUUAAAAAUAUCCUCCCGCGCUGAGGAUUUUCCCCCUCCUGAGUGCUGUGGCACCAACACACCUCCUGAGGAACCAGCACCAGGUGCUGCAGGGCCCUGGCUCCUCUGAACACGCAGAGGAAGGUCUGUGCCUCGGAUCUCCCCGGCAGAGAUGGCACUAACGCUCCUUUUCAGAGGGUCCCCACGGCAGCAAAAGGCCCUUCACAGAAGUGUUGGCUUCUGAUUUAUUUGGGAGCAGUUCCUAUGUGAUUUGUGUCAAACUCAGCUGGUUCAAAAUCAGAGGGGAUGACAAAAGCAUGAUAGACAUGACAGAAAUAUAUACCUUGGUAAUAGUUCUGUAACUAGCUUGCAGAGAAUCCGAAAUUACAUGGAAAAUACAGCUUCAAGACUUAACGCUGACUUUUUCAAAGUCAUGAGAGGGCAGUUAGCUGUGCGUUUCCUAAUGCAAAAAGGUGAAUUUCCUACCAGCUUCAUGGGUUUUGAAUUAGCUUUAGACACACACCAUAAAAAGAAAAACACUCGAAACCAAUAUAUAUAUGUUUAUUAAUACAUUAUACUCAGACUAUUACUUUAUGGAUGCCUUGUGCUGCCAGUGUCUGUUUAAGAACAAAGUAGAAAAUACUGCAUUUGACACAGCAUUUGCUUACGAGGCGCUGACUCCUGGCAGUUUCCUGCCUCUGCCUGACCAUGACCAGCAGCUUUCCCUGCUUCGUUUGAAAACAAUACUUGUCCCUUAGAAAACACCAACGGGUGUUCAGUGCUAACAAACUGAAGACAGUUCUUCCUCCUCCUCCUCCCCCUCAGCUCGCUUAAGAGAAACUCUGCAAACCUUUCACAUGGAGGUUCCUGCUGGAACCAAGGCAGGGACCCCUCUUUUAUCUCCUCCAGCACAAGGAUGCAAGGACUUGCAGUAUCACCUCCCACGUUUUCAUUAGUGUGGGAUCCAGUGUAAGAACCCUGCAAGAGAAUUAAUUUAAGACCUUUUUCUCCUAUUCCACUCGAAGAAAAGCAGCCUUUUAUCUGGCCUUGUACAGAUGAUUGUCCGCCGGCUUCCCGAGUCUCCCAGCAAACAGGAUGGGAGACGUCCCCGUUAAAACGCGAGUGGCCGUUCACUACAAGUUCAUAAUGCAGGCUGUUAAUUAUUUAUGAAAUUAAGUUGUGUACAAAGAGGACCAAAGAACAGGAGUCUAAGUUAGAGAUGUUAAGUCUGACGCUCUCACGUCGGGUGUGACUGUACAGAUAGUGCCGAGCUAUUUGCGUUGAUGCUGUGAUAGACAAACCCUUAUUCUUUGUAAUUUAAGGCGUUAAAGCUCACGACAGAUUCUCCAUUUGUCAGAAGGAAAGGUAGUGUGUCCCCCCCGCGUGCUGCACGAUGCCAGCAAACUGCCUGAAGUGUGUAAAUGCCUGCCAAAACGGAGGCGUAGUGGCUGCGUGCAGCCCGGCUGGUGCAAUGCUCAAUGUCAGAGGGUGCUGAGGAGCGGCCUGGUGUGAAGAUUCCUCUGAUGAGCCUGGUAGGGAAUCCAUUAAGCAUCUCACUGUCGUUAAUUGCCAUGCCUGUGUGAAGUGCGAAUGUAUAAAGGACUCUUCUUAGCUUUCCUUACCUCAUUUUUGUCUAGAUGUGUUGCAUUUUGACGAAGAGAUGUUUCUCUUUUCCUUAGGAAAACUUUUAGAAUGCCUUGUGAUAUUUAUUAACAGCCAGUCAGUCUUCUGCUCUCCAAAAUGAAUGUUUUGCUUACUGAGCCAGUAAAAUCCCCUCCUUCCUAAUUGAGGUGUUUAAAAAUUCAGUAGCCCUGGCACUAAAAUUGAGCCACAGGUAAAUACAGAUCGAGGCCUUUGCCAUUUGGAAGAGCAGCUGCCUGUGUACUUCUGUCAGAAUUUAUUUGGAUUUCACUGUUUUCCUCAUCUGUGUCUGCAGAGGCUUAAAGGGAAGCACAUGCCCAUAGGUCUUAGGGGUUUUUUAAUUGCCAAAGACCAGAGAACUUCAGGCUCAUGUUGUUUCUGCCUGACAGAUCUCAAAGUCCACGCAGAUAGUGAGGGUGUUUGAGGGAAUUAAGUCUUAUGGAAUAUACUUUUGUCAGGUUUUCCCUCCUACUAAAGAAAGGCUGUAGACAGUUCUUCCCUGAGUUUGUCAGAGGAGUGAGUGCUGUCAGCACACGUGUUCUCAUAAAAAGCCCAAGCCAGCAUCUGGGCAGCUGUGUCCUUGUCAGGAGCAGCAGGGACACGGCAAACGCCAGCUACUCUUUAACAUGGUCUUACUGAUGGGAUGGUAAUGACCUGCCACCACCACCACCACCACGGGGAUGCCCCUCCUGCCAGAAAGCAGCUUUGACCCCCCCCAUGUUUGUGGAGCCCCAGCCCCUUGGUGCUGGAAGAGCUGGAAGGUUCACGCAGACCAUUCCUGAGUUGGGUGGGAGGAAGCUCCUGGAUGUGACACCACAAGGAGCCCUGCUCGGGGGUCUCACAUCUGGCCAAGACACACCGGGUUUGGUUCAGCUGUGGACUGGGACAUCCAAAGGUGUAAGAAAGACCAACACGUUAGUGCAAAAUUGGGCUUUUCUCCUCUCUGGCUGCCAGGAGCAGACCUUGAGGCCUUGAGUAGGUGCCUGGCAGCAGCGUGGCAAGUGGAGGGAGGGACUGAGAUGCAGCACUUGAAGCAGCACAUCAGUGUUUAGCUGUGGCUAAUUUUAGAUCCUACCUGAAUGUACCAAACUUGCCUCAAAGCACGGAGUCCCUCCUCUCCACCAGAAACGGGAAGAAGACGAAACAAAGAAGCAUUUGGUUUGAACAAAAGGAAAGAAAACUAUUUGCCUUCAAUUCAGUUUAUGUAAAUAGACAUUUGAAGUGGCAAAUACCACCCUUUCUUCCCUUCCAGACCCAUUUGCCUCUGCCUGUACAUACCCAGCUGGCUUGGUUUGUGGGGACCAGUCUGUACCUUGUUUCCUGUUGUGUGCUGUACACAGAAGCUGUCUUACUUUUGUCUGUAGUGUUUGACAAUUUGGGUUUUGUCUUUUUGCUUACUUUUUUUGUAUCUCACCCUUUGAAUAAAAUCAAGUGCCCUACAUUAA
Calidris pugnax (ruff) is the source of this 6039-nucleotide messenger RNA. It is a transcript of the gene GFPT1, whose product is annotated as glutamine--fructose-6-phosphate transaminase 1. Gene Ontology annotation, biological process: carbohydrate derivative biosynthetic process; UDP-N-acetylglucosamine metabolic process; protein N-linked glycosylation. Gene Ontology annotation, molecular function: carbohydrate derivative binding; L-glutamine:D-fructose-6-phosphate transaminase (isomerizing) activity. The transcript has 19 exons. NCBI's taxonomy places the organism in Eukaryota, Metazoa, Chordata, Aves, Charadriiformes, Scolopacidae. The record is from RefSeq and is a predicted model, not a curated record. The annotation marks the transcript as partial.